This is a messenger RNA of Echinostoma caproni, 1389 nucleotides long. The record is from the annotation of a GenBank genome assembly. Lineage: Eukaryota; Metazoa; Platyhelminthes; Trematoda; Plagiorchiida; Echinostomatidae.
AUGACUUCUACAAGCCAAGCAAGAAAUAGGGUACAAGCAGUGGUCAAAAUGAUGGGUCUGAAUGAUGGUGCAGUCGUGAAUUUGGAUCCGGGCGAGUACAGCGAGUCCUUAAACCGUACCACAGAAAUCGGGUCGGACGAGAGUAUCGCAUCGAGGAUGCGUACGUCGUUUUCCACGCUGCGUGGCAUCAGCUCGAUUGCAGCAUACAACGAAAUGAUUCAACGAAGAACGCGACCCGAGUUCUUCAGUGUGGAUCGAGGACGUCAUAUGCAAUAUCAGUUAUAUCGAUUCAAUCUGCGACAGAAAGCGAAUGUCGCAAAAUCGCUGCGAAAGCCGAGACGUUCCGAGGUGAACAAGGAAUCACGCCCGAAAGAAGUUUUAUCGGAUUUCUGCCUGCCAUUAUUGGAGGAUCCGGAACUGUUGGAUCCGAGGAAACCCUGGAUGCUUGGCGUUUUUGACCCGAGCGAUGAACAUGCUUUCGAGUAUCUUAAGUUUCUUCAAACAACUCUGAGUGAAUCCACAUUACGCAACAGAAUCGCCUUGGAAAGUCGUAUUCGCUUCACUCUCCCCAUGGAUUUAUCCACACUUAAAGGUAUGACUCCGAUGGACUAUUUACGGCAAUAUUGCAAAAUUUCCGAAAAUCAGAAGUUCAUCUAUUCCCGAUGCUUUGGAACAAUGCGCCCCGGAACGACUCUGACACCAUCGGACCUUCUCGAAGCGAUCACGAAUCGAAUGACUGGGGUUUUCACGCAGGAACAACGAGAAGAGUUCACCUCACUCACACAGCUGAACAAAUUCGAGUCACUCACCGCGAAUGAAUUGGACAGUCUGAUGGCUCUGGCCGAACGGUUGUACGGUAUUCAAAAUUUUUCUAUGGCGUCGGACAUUGGUCGUUGUGGUGGUGGUGGUGGCGGUGGUAUUAGUGUCCAUCUGAUCAAGGAGAAACAUUUUGGCACAUGGGUCGGAUACCGUAAAAAGGGUGGAGGGUGUGGAGGGCAAGUCCCAAACCCGGCUCUCUCGCUCUUGUUACCGAGUACACUUGAAAAGGCGGAUUUCUUCAAUCUGGGAAGAAAACUUGGCCAAGUGGAAUUACGUAAUCGGCUCCGGAAAUUACUCGUGAAAUUGGAAGAAGUAUCUCGUAUGGAUGGGAACAAUGUGGAUCAUCUACUGCUCAAUGCUACAUAUAAGUCCUCAUGUGCUAUACAAGUGUGUACAUUAUUCCUAGCUGAUAUGCGCGACUUGCUGUACGAUCGUCGUAGCGUAUUUGAUCGUGAAUUGAAAAAGGAGUUAACUGUUACACUGAUCAGUACUCUUCCGAAUCAAAACAAUAUUGUGAAAAUCCGGCCGGAUGUGUUCAAAUCAGUAGCUUUGAAAACCGAGGGACGAUAG